AUGGGUAACGCAGGCUGCUGUUCACGCGGCGAGGAGAAGCCUGUCUUUGAGGCCGUGUCAGCGAGUUCAAGCGGCCGAAAGAAAGCUCUGCUAGUCGGCAUCAACUACCGCAACACGGGCUCGGAGCUGCGUGGAUGCAUCAACGACGUGAACAACAUGCAGGAAAUCCUGGUGAAGCAAUACGGCUUCCGGCUCGAGGACAUCCUCAUGAUCAGCGAGGAUCAAGAGAGGAGCCGAUGGCCCUUCAAGAAGGUGAUUCUCGAGGGCAUGGACUGGCUCUACCAGGACGCAAGAAGUGGGGACAUGUUGGUGUUCCACUACAGCGGUCAUGGCUCGCAGUAUUCUGCGGAUGACAAGAGCAUGCCGUCGGACUGCAUCUGCCCGUUGGACCUGAUAAUUGACAGGAAGUGGCCAGAGUCUGUAAUCUUAGACACUGAGAUUCACAAGAAGCUCUACGACCCUUUGCCGUCGGGGUGCAAAGCGGUCUGCAUCUUUGACUGCUGCCACUCUGCCACCGUGGCCAACCUUUGCGAGACGAUGGUCGUGAAGGAGGGGCCCAUUACUGCGUCCAAGAAGGAGAAGUUGAUCAAGGAGCUCACUCGGCAGAAGGAUGCGAUCGCGGCAACGGUGCGCUUCUACCGUGAGGUCAACUCUGGCAAACUGGACAUUAAGAAGAAGAGCCGGGAAGAGAUGAUACAACUCUUGCAGAAGCAUGAGUUCCCAAAGAGGGGACCGUACGGACCCUACUCCGAUCCUGCGACCGCCAACUACAACUACCUAAUGAGCAUUUCCAUCUCCGCACUUUUCAAGGACUCCGUACAGAAUGCGGAGGCGCGCCUCGAAGCGAAGGCAAAAGCGCUGGCACACAUGCAAAGUCUGCAGCCCGGGGAAGGUGCCGAGAUCUACAUCGGAAACCUUGAGCAGGAUGAGCAGACCGCCUUCAAACGCCACAAGCGCGAUCCCGAGAAGGAGGUACGUUUGCGAUUUCUCCCGCAGCCGGGAAGGGAGCAUGAUGAGGCCCAGAGAUCCUUGGGCAACUUGGGCACCGGCCUCCACGACAUCCUCAAGCAGCCGAAGUACAAAGAUCAUCAGCUUUGGGUCUUCUCAGGCUGCCAGGAUGUGGAGACCAGCGAAGAUGCCCACGUCGAGGGCAUCUACCAGGGCGCCUUCACAUGGGCUCUUAGCAAGGCACUGAAGUCUGAUUGCUUCCGGGAGAGCUACAGCAAGUUGCUGAUCCAGAUCAAGACUUACCUUGAGAGCGGAGGCUUCAAGCAAGUCCCUGCCUUGUCCACUACACACAAGAUGUAUUUGGACUUUGGCUUCUUGGGGAGGCCUACGACGGCCGAAUGA
This is a messenger RNA of Symbiodinium natans, 1350 nucleotides long. The record is from the annotation of a GenBank genome assembly. Lineage: Eukaryota; Dinophyceae; Suessiales; Symbiodiniaceae.